Centruroides sculpturatus (bark scorpion) is the source of this 4897-nucleotide messenger RNA. RefSeq names its product U2 snRNP-associated SURP motif-containing protein-like. Gene Ontology annotation, cellular component: nucleus. Gene Ontology annotation, biological process: RNA processing. Gene Ontology annotation, molecular function: RNA binding. The transcript is spliced from 24 exons. The record is from RefSeq and is a predicted model, not a curated record. Lineage: Eukaryota; Metazoa; Arthropoda; Arachnida; Scorpiones; Buthidae. Bases 88 to 2772 code for a protein of 894 amino acids.
ACCAGAGUGUGCUAGUAGUAGUUAUUGGAUAAUUGUUUUCAUAGUGUUAAAAGUUUUAGCGAAAAAAAAAAGAUUUUAUAAUAUAAGAUGAGUGGACAGAGCGGACCAAAAGUCAAAGCUUUCAACAUCACUCCAAUUGGAAAGAAAUCGUCAAAACGUGAGCAGCAAAAGUUGAGAAAACAUGAGGAAGAAAAAGCUGCCGCAGAAGUAUAUGAAGAAUUUGUAGCAUCUUUUGAAGAACCGGCUAAACAUGGGAAAUUGUUUGUACGUGGCAGUGUUAUUAAUGCAGGAUCAGGAGAAGAAAAGUUGACAGCUCAAAGUGGAAAAAUUUACAAGCCACAAAGAAUGAUUGAAAUAACAAAAAAGGAAGAAAAACCAGAAAUUCAAAGAGAUAGAUAUGAGAAACCAGAAAAACCAAAUAAAAAGAAAGAAAAAGAAAAGAAAAAAAGUAAUUUAGAAUUGUUUAAAGAAGAAUUAAAAAUCAUUCAAGAAGAAAGAGAAGAACGCCACAAAUUAAAAUCUGCCUUAAAAGAACAGAUUAAAUGUGGAAAAUUAGAUCCAAUAGAUGCCCAAAUAAGAUUAGAUUCGCCAGACUAUUCGUCGUCCUCACUUUCACAAAAAAACAGAGCCGACGAUUAUAGAUAUCCUAGUUAUGGCUCCUAUGAUACUGGAGAUCCUAAUACAACUAAUUUAUAUUUAGGCAACUUAAAUCCAAAGGUGAGUUUAGUAAUUAGUAGAGAAAUUAUGGGUUUUGAAAUGAAGUUAGGAUGGGGAAAAGCAGUUCCUAUACCUCCUCAUCCUAUUUACAUUCCUCCAGCAAUGGUUGAACUUACUCUUCCACCACCGCCAUCAGGUUUGCCAUUUAAUGCUCAGCCGGACAAAAAAGACAGACAAAAAUUACCACCUCCAGGUGUGCCAUAUCCAACAACUAAAGAAGAAAGUGCAGAAUUCCAGCAGAUAUUAGCGAAUGCUGUUGUCAAAGUGGUUAUCCCAACCGAAAGGAGUUUACUGUGUCUCAUUCAUCGCAUGAUUGAAUUUGUUGUCCGAGAAGGUCCAAUGUUUGAAGCAAUGAUUAUGAAUAGAGAAAUUAACAAUCCCAUGUUUAGGUUUCUGUUUGAUAAUCAAAGUCCUGCACAUGUUUAUUAUCGAUGGAGGCUGUUCUCUAUUUUACAAGGGGAUCACCCUAGUAAAUGGCGUACGGAAGAAUUCCGAAUGUUUAAAAACGGAUCUAUUUGGAAACCACCUCCGUUAAAUCCAUAUCUACAAGGAAUGCCAGAAGAAUUAGUGGAAAAAUCACCUAAAGAAGAACCCAAAAAGGGAAUGUUAAAUGACAGUCAGAGAGAUAAGCUAGAAGGUUUGUUACGAAAUCUAACUCCUGAAAGACAAAAUAUUGCAGAAGCCAUGAUUUAUUGCAUUGAUCACGCAGAAGCUGCGGAAGAAAUAGUCGAUUGUAUUACGGAAUCUCUGUCGAUUCUUCAAACUCCGUUACACAAGAAGAGAGACCUCAAGGGUGAUCAUUACACCUUGGACAAUGAGGUGAAGGCAGCUGUCAAGUCCUGGAUUGGAGAAAAAUUUCAAGCCAAAUUACCAGAGGUUUUUACGUACAUUCAAGAAUGUUUUAAGAGUAUUGAAGGACGAUUAAAGGCAGAACAAUUUAAGCAAAAAGUUAUGAAUUGUUUUCGAGCUUGGGAAGACUGGGCGAUUUAUCCUAGCGACUUCCUUAUUAAACUUCAGAAUAUAUUUCUGGGCCUCCUACCGUCGAAAGUAGAUGAAGACUCGACGGAUGUCGAUGGAGUGACGAUGCCAGAAGUGGUACCUGAACAGUGUCAGGAAGAUAUAGAUGGUGUACCUUUAACUGCGGAUGAAACCGACAUUGACGGAAUUCCUUUAGAAGAGAAAGAAGAUUUGGAUGGAAUGCCAUUUUCAGAAGAUAUUGAUGGCCAACCGAUGGAAGAAUCAUCUGGAAGAUCUCCCAGUCCUAAAUUAAAAUUCAUACCGUCAAAAUGGGAAACAGUUGAUCCAGAAACAGUGGAAGCUCAAGCCAUUACAACAUCAAAAUGGGAUCUGUUAGAUCAGCAAGCAGAUCAGGAACAAGAGGUCGAUGAUGAUGAUAUAGAUGGAAAACCUAUGGAAGAAGAUAUUGAAGAAGUAACAGAGGAAACUGAAUUACCUGAUGAAAAAGAAAACAGCAGAGACUCCACCAUCCUUUUAGAAUCACUCAAAAAUGAAGUUAGUGAAGAAAGGAGAGCAAAAUUAAGAGAAAUUGAGUUAAAAGUGCUGAAAUUUCAAGACGAGUUAGAAUCUGGGAAAAGAAACAGAAAAUCGGGAAUGACCGUGUCUGAACAAAUAGAACAUUAUCGACAGAAACUUAUUAGAAAGGAAAGAGAAAAGUUAGAAGAAGAGCAAGAGAGAGAAAGAGAAAUCCAGUCUUUAAUGGUUCAGUCAAGGUCGCCAUCUAGAUCCCAGUCAGUGUCAUCUGAAGAAAGUCCAGUGCACUCGACGUCAUUCAGAGACAGGGAACGGGGGAGGGAACGCGAAAAGGAUCGAAAAUCUAGUCCCCGUAACUCGACUGGUUCCCCUGCCGAAAUCCACUCCAGGUCACGUUCUCCCAGGAGAAAAUCUCACCGAUCACGUUCGCCCAAAAAGUCUCAGAGGUCAAAGAGCCGCAGUCCCAAAAGGUCCAGGCGGAAUAGUUCUCAUUCCCCCCACAAGAGACGUACUUCCGGAUCGCCGUCACGUAAAUCUCAUAAAUCGAAGAAGAGCAGACACUGAUGGGCAACGGUAUACAUUUCUAUAAAAAAAUUUUAGAUUUUUCGGCACAGCUUGGAAAUAUCAAAAUAUUCUGUACAUGACACUAUUAUUGUAUAAAGUACAUCAAACAUAAAACUUGUCAUUCGAUGAUUUCGUCAUUCAAUAAAUCUCAUAAGAAUUGUGUCGUCUUUGGAUCAUAAUGUAUUUCUAGUUUUGUAUGACUAUUUUGAACAAAAUAACAUCAUUAUACAAUAUGAUUUUCUUUAUCAAUAAAAUGUUUGUAGGGUGAAAACUCCAAAUUUCAUUUCGAAUCUUUGCAAAAACGAUAUCAAACUAUAAUUAUUCUACAAAUUACGUAUUCCAUCAUUUAUGAAUAUCUCAUCCAAAUUGUUUUAAAUUUGUUAAUAGUUCUUAACUUCAUCCUGUAUCAGUAGUAAAAUUGUAUAUAUGGUGUCACUCUCCUACUAGAAACAUGCCAUUUUGUAUUAUUCUGAAGGAACUUACAUGUUAAUUAUUCUAUUACUUAUUAAUAACGUAAUAUAGCUAUACUUCAUUAAAUAAUUCCUUAAAAAUCAAAUAGGAAUUCUGUUUUUCUCUAGAGAAUUAAGAUCAAUAAUCAUAUCAUUAAAUACAUCAUAAAAAAUAUCAUCUAUACACAAUGAUCACUGAAUUAUGAUCACUUAACUAAUACUUUGUAGGUCAUGUUUUGACCUGAGUACAGCAUCUAUCCAAUGUGACAUUGAUUCAACAAGAUGUUGCAAACAUUUGGGAGGUAUGGUCAACUAAGCGGGGUGUAAUGUAACCUGCAAUUCAAGAAUGGAGAUGAUUGAUAUAUCCAGAUGUCUGAUAUGUCUCUCCACAUUGUCCCACAAGGGAUCUGUGGGAUUGAUAUUGGGAGUUGAAAGGACAGUCAAUAUUCUGAAAGUCAGUCAGACUCUGCUCCUCAAACCAUUCCUGUAGAAAGGUGUCGAAUGGCUCAAUGCAUUGUCAUCUUGGAAGAAAAGACUUUCUUAAAUGGUGAUGUAACAUAUGGAAUUUACAGUCAGCAAGCAAUUGAUGAUAGCAAAGGUCAGUCUUACAGUGUUCCAUAAACACAGGUCCAACAGAGGUAUUAGAAGGAACUUUUGAGAGUUCCAGUUAAAGAUGUCUCUCAUCAGUGCAGUCUAAUUCUAAUAUGGGGUGCUGUCAUAAGAUGAUGCAUGGCUUGCAAUAAAUUGAUAAACAUUACAUGAAAUAAAAAUUCUGAUUAGUGCUGGUUUUGAUUAAUUUUUAGUUAAAAUUAAUGUUUGUAUCAAAACAUUACAGUAUAUCAAAAAGAAAAAAAUGCUAUUAGCAUUGUGCACUGUGCAUCCUCUUUCAAAAGCAAAUACUAAAUACCAUAAGCUCUACCACUGGCCUACACUGUUGACAUCAUGUAUGGUAAUGCUCUUUGUGUUUAUAUUGACAUCCUGAAUCCCAUUGUAUUGAUACUAAGCCAAACAAUCACUGUAAACUAGCAAGUGCACUACAUGGUAUGCAAAGAAGUUCUUUUCUUCCAGAAUGUUCUAAAUUAUUUAAUAAAUUAUAAAACUUUGCACCUGACAUCUAUCUCUAGUACCAAAUUAUUUAUUAUCCUAUAAUUAAUAAUUAGAACUAUUAUAAUUAUAAUUAAUAAUUAUAAUAGCACAAUUAAUUACAGUGAUCAUUUGUCUGAGCUUUAUGUUGUUGAACUAAAUAUAUACAGUACGUGACCAUCCGUAAAAUGGAGUAAAAAUAUGAUUCACCUGCUGGCACAUCUACCAGACUGCCAAAUGUCCAAUUUUCAUGCUCUUUGCACUAGAUGAGUCUUUUACACAAAAAAUUGAAAUAAAUCUUGGUUAGGAAAGAAUGUGGUUCUCUGCUAGUAUAGCUCAUACAUGCAAGUGUGUAAUGUAUGGUCAUGCAAAAUUUUUUCCAGAUAACUCAUAUAUUGGGCAGUCAGCAGUUGAACAGAUGCAGUACUGUUCACUUGUAGUUGUUGUUGGAACCCAGUGCUCAUGUCUAAAAUCAACCUUUUGCCAUCAGAUUAUUUUUUGAUCAUUUCAAAUCCAGUCCUACUGCAGUGACUCUCAAACAACUCAACAGUUCAGCCAUUUGAAAAACCAAGAUACCAUCUCUUCAAGCACCC